This is a messenger RNA of Rhopilema esculentum, 1021 nucleotides long. RefSeq names its product cation-dependent mannose-6-phosphate receptor. Gene Ontology annotation, cellular component: trans-Golgi network. The record is from RefSeq and is a predicted model, not a curated record. Lineage: Eukaryota; Metazoa; Cnidaria; Scyphozoa; Rhizostomeae; Rhizostomatidae.
CUCUUUUGCAUGAAAAGUUUAGAAUUUUGAAAGAAAUUGGUUUCCUGGAUUUAUGGCAGCCAUGUCGAAGUUUAAAUGGGUUCAGUUGUUCUUUACAUGUGUAAUUAGUGUAGCUUUUGGCCUUGAAUGUCGUCCGAAAGGGAAAUGUUCAUGUGAAAUGUCGGAUGGAUCUGGUACUAUCGACCUCACUCCUUUGAGUAACACGAAUCCCCCAAGAUUCAAAGGGGUGAAAGAAAGCACAAAUCCAGAUUUUUCUUUUGAUUAUGAUCCUUGUAAAACAUUCAAUAAUGGACAAUGCAAUAAUGUCUUUGUUUGUCAAAUGUAUAAAGACAAUGUUAAUCAAUACAAUGCAGGAAAAAUUUUUGGCACAAAAAUUUCUGGCAAUAAUGAAGUACAGUUUAUCUACAACGACUUACCAAUUGCAGUGAGGAAAACAGUGGUUACAUUAAAAUGCGAUGAUAAAGUAAAAGAAGAUAAACUUUCUGACUUUGCAGAACUGACAAAAGAUUCGUAUACUGCCACGCUGACAUCAAGAUAUGCUUGCCCUGUUAAAAAUAGCUCGUCAAGCAAAAGGCAUGGAAUCAGCACUGGCACAGUCUUAUGCAUCUUGCUUCUCGUUGCUGUAGUUAUUUAUCUUGCCCUUGGGAUCGUCAUCAAUAAGUAUGCCCGUAAGAAAGAAGGGAAGGAAUUGGUACCAAACGCAAGUUUUUGGGCCGAUUUUCCAUCGCUAGUCAAGGAUGGCUGUGUGUUUUCUUUCGGCAAAGUUAGAGGGAAGCCAAGUGAAUAUGAACGUAUUUAAUUAUGAGAAUGAUAUUUUCAAUUGAAGAAGAACGCUGUUUUCAAUGGAUUGGCUUGUACAAGAAAAAUAACGCUGCUGUUAUUUCAAAAUUAUUUAUGAAAAUGGAACAUUGUUUAUUUACCGAUGUAAAGGACAAGCAUGUAUUUUGACAUCAAUUGGUUUUGUAUAAAGUUAAGUUUUGCACCAUUGUGAUAUAUUUUCAUUCAUAACUUUUUUCUUUGU